UUCUAUGGCACCAGUGCACUUAAUAUGUUACAUUUUUGCAGGAGAAUGCACCAUCGAAAUGGAUGACCUCAAUCUCGAAAUUACAGAGGAAGACACCUAUGCGUGCAGAUUGCGCCUUCUUAUUGUAAAAGGAGGUGGCCUUGUCUUAAGACACAAAUUAAAGAAAGAAUUGAUUUCAAGAAAAACGAACAUAGAGGAUAAGGACUUUAAAAAACAAAUAAGUGACUUAAAGGACUCAAGGCAUAUCAUAAAUGAGAGCCAGUAUAAAAUAAUUUAUCCAGACUCCGGCUCAUCAUCACCAGAUGACUAUGACAUCACUCUCUUGGUAUUUCUACAUAGGACUUUAUUUCACAGUAAGGACCCCAAAUGGAACUCUGAUUAUACACUGCUGGACACAGAUACUUCAGACGUAGCUGAAAUAGUGCGUAUCAGAAAUUUAAGAAAUGAGGUAACUCAUCAACCUAAAGAUGGUAGACUCAAUGAAAGUCAAUUUAACGAUUUAUGGCAAAAAUGUACACAGGUACUGGUUCGAUUUGGAGCAGACAUUCCUGAUCUUCCAACUUCUUUGGAGAAACUCAAAUCAGAACCAAUAGACAAAAAACUUGUCAAGGAUCUUCUUGAAAUAUUGAACCAAUGGAAGCUCCUGGACUCUGAUAUGGAAAACCUUGUGAUUAAAACAAUUAAGCAGCAAAGUGCAAGAGUCAAUGCCCGUGAGCGGUCGGAAAAGGAGGUCUCUGACGUAUUGGAAGCUGAUUACUUUGUUAAAACAUCAAUGUACGAACAGGCCCAAAAGAUGCUAAAUAAGGAUGGAUUUGUUGUAAUAAAAGGAGCUCAGGGUGAGGGAAAGACAACAAUGGGUAAGAAGCUAGUUAAAAAUCCAGCCAAAUGUUUAAAGAUUAAUUCGGUCGCAGAUUGGGAUAUGUAUUCAAGUAAAGAUGAUGUUGAAACUGUACUUAUUGAUGAUAUGUUUGGUUGUACUAUGUUUGACAAAAGUGAAAGUAGAAAAUGGCUGAAAAUAUUUCCCCAAUUGAUGUCUGAAGUAUCAGAAAAAAAACUGAAAUUAAUAAUCACAUCUCGGAAGUAUAUUUUGGAUGAUGCCCAAAAGAAAUUGUUUAUUGAACACCGUAUUAAACAAUGCAAUGUGAUUGAAAUCUCGUCGAAAAAACUUGAUAAUGAUGAGAAAGAAAAGAUAAUUGAAAGUCAUUUGAAAUUGAACAAAAGGGAAAUUAAUCAGACUCUUAUUGAAAAAUGCGUCAGGAAGUCAAAUGAACCGUCAUCAUUUAUUAUUGGAUUUCCUGAAUGUGCUAGGCUAUUUUGUGUCAAAGAUAGCCUUUUUCAGAAAGGAGAUGCAUUUUUUGAAGCUCCGAUGACUCAUAUAAAGACAUGCCUUGACACAAUUUUUAAAAGCAAUCACGUAUUUCUGGCAUUUUUUGUUCUCUGGUCUCAGCCAUUACAAACACUUCACUUGUCUGAUCUAGAACAAAGUCCACUAAAAACACCUAUCACUAUUAAACGUCCAAUUGAACACUUAGGAUACAGUCUCUUUGAUUCAUUAAGACAUAUUCCUAAUGCAUUUGCCAGUCACAAAGAUUUUGUUUGUUUCAACGACGAAACUGAAAUAUUUUGGUUUGAACACAAUGUGUUAGGUGAUGCAGUAGGACUUGUUGCUUUUGCUAGAAACAUGACAGCAGCUUUAGAGUUUUGUAAUGCCUCUUUCAUCGUAAGAUAUAUCUGUGUUGCCGAACAAUCAGAUACAAAUGAAGACAACGAUAAUGAUGAGAGCAUUAUCAUACCACAAAAUCGGUAUGACCAUUUGUGUUCUGUAAUUGGCAAAAUAUUACUCCCGGAUAGGACGAUAAGAGAUACCGACAUACAGAACCUACGCGAUCAUGUGUGUUCUGUAUUUGGUCAGACAUCACCUUCGAAAAGGAAUGAAAGCGAUGCCGUGAAACAAAUUUGUUCCGUUAUUGACCAAAUGUCAAGGAAGGGAAGCGAUGAUGGUCAAAAUAUGAACUGUACAAUUCUUUUGCAUUCCGCUUUUAAGCAAGUAUCGUUUUGCAAAACCUUUUUUGAAACAUUGAAAAAUGAAAUGAGGUUUUCAGACUUUUUGACAAAGCCUGUUUUUACUUGUGGUGCAAGUGUAUUAGGUAUUAAAGAAAUACUUGAUAAGCAUGAUUUUGAGAGCGAAAUUCGAGUCCUGUCAUAUGCAGUGAACAAUUCACUCGAUUCACUUGCAUCCUUAUGUUUUUCUGAGAUGAGUGAGAGCAAUAAUGAUGACAUGGAAAACAUAUUGAAAACAAGCUUGAAAAUGUCACUACUUGUUGCAGUAGAAAGUUGCGAUUUGCAGAAGGUAAGUUAUCUUUUGUCUGAGAUGAAUGCUGCAAGUGAUGAGUUCAGCCUCAUUCUUUGCGCAAUUAAAAAGGCUAAUUGCGAAAUAAUGAAACUUCUCUUAGAGAAGAAUAAAAUGUCAAAAUAUAGAAAAAAUGGAAAGAGUCCGUUGAUGUUUUUUGUGGAAGCAGACAACGUAUCGGCAAUAGAAUUUUUAGAGUCGAAUAAGUUUAUUGAUGACGAUGAGUUGAACUAUGUUUGUAUAAAUAAUGGAGAAACUGCACUUCACCUUGCAUGCAAAAAGGGUAAUGACUCAAUUGUCAAAUUGCUUCUAAAAAUGUCUCCAAAACUUUAUUUACAAGAUAAAAAUGGAUAUCUUCCUAUUUAUUCAGCUGUCUUUAAAAACAAAAAAAGUGUUUUAAGACAGUUAUUGGAGCAUGAUAAAAAACAGAUGGACAGCCUUUGGCAACACAUGCCAUUGUUUCACGUGGCCAUAAAGUAUCGAAAAGAAGAUCUCAUACAAUUGCUGAUAGAUCUCAAAAUGCCAAUCACUUAUAAGGAUAAAGAUAUGCAAUCACCUGUAGCAUUUGCUUUGAAAUAUAAACACAUGUAUAUGAUUGAACCCCUUGUCACCAUGAUGAUUGAUCAAAAUGCACACAGUAUGCAGGACAGUACAUACGAGACCGUGUUAGAUAUUGCAGUAGACAAGUAUGCACAUGGGCAAAUGGACAGCGAAAAAUAUUGGAACAUUAUAGAACUGCAUCGUAAAAGAGAAGUCAAAUUCACCUCUCAGGAUGGAGAAACAGACAUGACUGUAGAAUAUAUAACCAAGAAAUAUAGCAAGAAAAAAGAAAAAUUAGAGAAAAAUAUUAAAAGAUUAGAAAAUGACAAGAUUGACUGCAAGUCAAAAAUUGAUAAAGCUUGCGAUUUGAGAAAGCAGAUAGAGAGUUUGAAUGAAAACAUUCAAAGCACGAACACAGAAUUUAAUAAAGAUGGUUACGCAAUUCCAACCGAUGCAAACAAAUCGACCUUUUCAAAAAUACAAAAAAUAAUAACUAGCUUAGAGGAGCAAGUUAAACAGUUAAAUGAUGAAAUCGAGCUUUUACAAACGAGAAGUGACAAUUUAAGUAAGUUAAUUGAACGAGUACAAUCAGUAAGGCAGUGAUGUAAUGACAAAAAGCAAAUGAGUCUUAAAAUAACUGAAAUAUAGGAGAGAUUGAUAGAUUUCUAAACAUGCAUGCUCGCAAGUAAGUCAGACCAAGAGAAAUACCCACACUUUUCAUAUAACUCUCUUUGUGUCUCCCUCCGAAGCUAUCCCUGAAUUAAUUAUCACCUGAUCUCUGCAUCUACAUAAGUUAAGUAAUUAUUGAAGAAAUUUAUUUUAUUUUCAUAUCCUUCUGAAGAACACGUUAUAAGUGAGAUUUGUUAAAGCUUUUCCUUUGUCGAGGUGCAAUAACAAAACGAUAGGCACCAAAAAUGUGCUUGUAACAAAAACAAAUUUAGAAUCUUUUUUAUUACUCAGUUCACCAUUUUUACUAGAUCCUAAGAAGUACAUUAGCACAAACAGAACGGUAAUUACAAAGAAGAGAGAAUUAAUUCUUUCAUUUUGUUUGUAAAACACACACCGCUGAGCUUGCAGUGCAGUUUUACAGCAUAAAAUUAGUACUGUUCGUCUUCCUUUAUAAACUUAAGCUACGGCAAUGUAUAUAAGCAAUAUCCUUUGUUCAUUUGGUGCUUACACAAGUAUAAAAUCCGGAGAAACUUUGACCUGAUGAACGGGCGUAUAAUCCAGCACCAUAGGAGCUUGAUGGGUACCUUCUGUGAGUUAAGUUUAUAUUCAAAAGACUUUGCAACAACGAAUCCCUAGACAAGAAAAAAGGAAGCUAAUUGUUUCUAAAUAAGGGAGACUAUAGUUUCCUUUUUUACCGCUUUUCUGUUUCCAGACGUUCGCAGAUAAUAAUUAACCUUUGACAAUGACCUUUUAUGAUUUAAAGUUAUUCCUAUACCGUGCCGUCAACUCAGUCAAUAGAUGAUAGUCCAAAAAGUAUUGUCGAAUACAAGAAUAAUUCCUAUAAAUAAAAUCAAACAACAUCAACGUCAACAACAUCUCCAUUCUCCGGCGUCAAUUGGGAUUAAAUCUUGAUACUUCGAAGUGUUAUUUCUAUGGGGACACGAACCAAAUUUAGACACCUUCAUUUUAAAUACAACAUUUAAACAGACACUAACGGUAUGCAAAGGUGUUUGCUUCUGACCUUAAAAUAAUUCAUAGAUACCUUGUUUAAGAACUGUAGUUCAAAAAACUUUUGAUAUUUUUUAUCCGAUGCUGGUUUUAGUAAUACAUCAUUUUUGCUUUUACUGAAGUGCAAUUACAACAAAAUCAUUUUUUACAACUGAACAACUUUUUGUGCAACCGCGUAACACCAAAAUAGAUUGUCUGUAUACAUUUGACUCUUAUUACCAAAUUGACAUAAUUACACAUUUUCAAGAAAAUGUGCUGUCAUUUUUGAAUGACGGUCUGUAAAUUUAACUUUUUGGAAAUUGGGACAGGUAGUUACACCUUUCGAUUUUACGCAAAGAGUGGACAUUGUGUAUUUUGCUUUAAAAUCUGACACAUUUCACUUCUGAAAUCUGAAAAUGGUUAAACAUAUUACAACCAAACAAGUAUGCUCAUACGUGGACGAAAUUCACAUGUACUCCUCUGAAUGAAACAAUUUGUAAUAACUUUAAUGUUAUAGAAGAAGAAUUUCAUUUUGUUUUUGAAUGUGCCAUGUAUCAACUCAUACGAAAGAAGUAUGUAUUAUGAUUACUUUUUAAAGGCAACCAAAUGUGUUGAAAUGUGUGUGUGCGUGUGUGCGUGUGUGCGUGUGUGUGUGUGUGUGUGUGUGUGCGUUCAUGUAUCAUUAUUAUUUGAAUCCUAGAAAUGUUAAUUAUAUAACUUAUCAAACUUGUUGGAUCAUCAUAUUUGCUACACGAUUUUAAUUUCUUUUCAUAUACAUUAUUUUAAAUUUACAUUUUCGUAUGAUGUUCUUUAAUUGUUUUAUAUUCUUUAUAGAAAGACAUUUAUCUUGACACUCUUGAAAUAUAUAUUAUGUAAAUACUGCUGAUUUCUUUAUAUUUUUAUGCAUUUUAUGUUAAAUUAUAUGUCUCUUAUUUGUAAGCAAAUUGAUUGAGGCUGUUGCUGCUUUGUACUUAUUAUUGAUUAUAAAGUUAGAACAGUUUGUUUUUCUUAAAGUCGAGUUUGUGUAUUGUGUUUAUGUAUCUAGAUGAUUUUUUUGUUAAGCAUGAAGUAAUUGGCUUUUUGUAAAAUGGAGUUCGUUUCAAAAAUAAUUUAUAACCCUUAACAAACAUGUAAACCUAGAAGAAGAUAUCUUUUCUAAAUGUCCUGGGAAUGGUAAGAUUGACAGCGCGUGAAACUCGUGUCCGUGACCGUUUGAUGUCAAUAAUUCUAUCACUGACCAUUUCCUUUUUACGACCAGAGUGUCAAUCUCGCAGACUGUUUUAUUAUUGUAUUGUAAAUAAGUUGUAUUUAUAAAUCUGUUAUUGUUUGCAUAAUAAGGAAAGUGAAUUAGAUGCUAAAAGACUUUGAACUAAAAUGAUAUUCUUGGAAGAAUCAAGAUUGCUUAAUGUUAUCUAUUCAUGUAUACCCCAACUAUUAUUGACAUUGUUGCAAGUUGUGACUAUGAAUUUACAUGUUGAUGUUUUCUGUAUUGUUUUUAAAAACAUACAUAGUGCAAAACAUAACAUAUAAAAUCAAACCAAAACACAAAAUUUUAUAAUGUGAUCUUGUCGUGGGAGGUUAGCGCGUGAGUAGAGACGUUUUGGGCACAUGUGAAUCUCUCAAUCUGGUAAAUCUUUGUGUUUUUGUAAUUUUUUUAUGUUAAACGAUUGAGAACGCAGACUAUUGUUAUCUAUUGAAACGUUUUAUCAUAUUUGUACCUUUGUGAUAUUUGAUCAGAUAUUGAUAUUUCAAAUACAUAUGUAUAUAUAAUAAAAAAUCAACAGUGUUUGGUAAAUUAUGAUUCUUUACAUAUAUAUGUUAAAUCUAGUUGUAAGUAUGGCAUUUAUCCUACUUAGUUGUUUAUAUGCUCGCACGAGUAAAUCACGUGUACCUCAUAUAAACCUCAAGAUAAUACACAAUUCAAAUGCCUGCUUUGUCGUGGUAUUAUUGAACAAUUAACUGCUUUUAUCUGCACACAGUUUGUAUCACUGUGUAUGAUUUAAACAUAUUUUAUUGUUUUACCUUAUUUGACACUAGUGAAAUGUUUUGCUCCUUUUUUAUAACUUAUAACUUUAUAAUCUUUAUCAGAAAUUAUGUUUAUUGUAUGGUUGUAAGUGGGUUACUGAUUUUUAUCUGAAUUUUGAAGUGGAUAAUGUCGCAGUGAAAUUUAUCAAAAUAUAAUUUCACAUUUGUCAAUGAAAAUACCACAUUCGAAAGAGUUUCUCCAUGUAGUUCCUCACGUUUUUUUAGCUUACAAUUCCGACAGUAUCCUGACCGUUUAGAGCAAAACACAAAGCUGAAAUUGAUCAAUAACUUAGAUUUCGAAUAUCACUUACGUCAAUUUAUUCAAUGUACCACUCAACAAAUAUCGUCUGUAAUUUUUGUUUCAUUUUAACAGUCUAAAAAUUACACUAACUUCCUCAUGCACUGCUUUUAAUGACAUUUGUGCAUAUUCAAGCAUCCUACGAGCAAUAACUGUAGUACAUUAUGUGAAAGCAAUGACAGUCUCCAGACCGAAAGAUUAGUACAACCCUGUGAUUGUAAGACAGCCUUUCAAAACAUUCCGUAUUUUCAAAAUUCCUACUUUUCCUUCUUAUAAAUAAAUUUAGAAUUACCAAAUCAAAAUGAAAUUCCUCCUAAUCAAGCGCAUUUUUUCCUUGCGUGUAAUACUUUUUUUUUAAAUGGCGGUCAAAAAGUCUAAGAUAAACUUCCGAUAUUUCGCGGAAAUAAGCUCGGCAUGGUGUAACCUUUUUCUUCUUGAAUUGUUUGUUUUUAUAAUUGAAACAAGCGUUCAUUUAUUGUUUUGUUUAAAAUAAAUAAUAUUAUAUAAUCGCCAUUUAACGUUGAUUUUGAACUUAUUUUUAACUCAAGCCUUCAUGUAUUUUUGAGAAAUUCGUCAGAAAAUUGAGGCUACCAUUGAAGAAAAAAGACUUUGAUACUGUAGUAUUCAAGUUAAUAUUGAGGAAAUUUAAUUAAACUAUUUGUAAUAAAAACAAAAUUUGUUUGUUUGUAAGUAAAAUGUUAUUUUUUCAUCUUGUCAAAUUCAAAAAAGUUUUUCAGGUAAUAAUAAUUUAAUCUUACAAAAAAAAAAAAACAAUCAAAUAUCAUUGGUAGUAAUGCUUCUUUUUCAAAGUUUUAUAAAUUUUUUAUUCAUAUCAUUCUGGUUUGAUCCGAAUUCGAAAGAAACAGAUGCUUAAAUAGUGUCAAUUAUGAAAUGCAUCUUAUUAAACUAUAAAUUAAAGAUAAAUCAAAAUUUAAUGACAACCGAAAAUUUGCUUUAAUUUAUUCAUUUCUUAUCUGAUUUAGUUUAAAUAUUUUUUAUUAGUUAGCUUAUUUUUGUUGUAUGAAUAUUUUUUCCCUUUUUUACAUAAAUGUGUUGUUUUUUGUAUAUUUUUUAAAGUCUUGUUUUGUGUUGGUAUUCAUAGAUUUAUAAUAUAUAUAUCAUACCUAAUUGUCCAAAUUUGUAUGAAUAUGUAUUCCCUUUGUAUGUUUUGUAUUAAAUUUAGAUUCUUUGCUGUGUUUUAUAAAGUUUAAGAAUGUUUAAGGUAUUACCAUCCUAAUGCAUAAUUCGCUUUGAAAAGUACUCAAAUAGGCUAGAACUACUGUUAACUACAUUGAAAAUGAGGGCCGUGGGUUCAAUCCCCCCCCCCCCCAGAAGGGUCAACUUUUUUUCUUUCUUUUUAUCUUUUAACAUUAUUUUUGUAUCUCUCAUGUCCCAUUAGAAAGAAAAAAGUGUUUAAUUUUUAUUUUUUUUUAUUUAUAUAGGUAUUUAUUGACUAAAUUAUGGUUAAUCUUGUAAUAAAUUUGGUACCUGAUAUUUUCAAAGUGUAAUAAAAUCAAAACUAGACGGUAAAAGUCUUUCAUAUUUAACAAGAUCAACCAAUAUAAUUCUUUAAAAAUUAAGGGAAACUUUGAAACUCAUUUGGGUAAAUUCUAAGGAUUUUUUAAAUUAGGCUCCCUUAGUAGGAAAAUGGUCAGACACGUGGUAAAAAUGGGUGGGGUAGGGUAGCAUUUUCAUACAUAUUUGACGAUAUUUCAUAAAUUUUAAGCAGAAACAAUAAUUUUGCUUAUGUGGAUUGUUAGCUAAAUGAUACUUUUUUCUACCAAAAAAUUAAUGGGAAAACAUUUUUCAUUAGAAUGUUAUUGCAGAUUAUUUAAAGGUCCCUCAUUUCUAAAAAAGGUCCCUCAUAACAUCCUAGCUUGAGUUCAGAAAAGUGGCCAUAACUUGGUUUCAGUACGGUAAACUUUGUUUAAAUUUUGCAUACAGGUGUACUUUAAGGUAUAUAUCUGACAUAUAAUGCCAUUUGUAUGGUUCCUUAUAGUGCCCAUUAGGGCGGUAAUACCUUAAUUGUAGAUUCUUUGCAGUGUUUUAUAAAGUGUAAACUUGACAAUAUUGCAUAUAAUUGCAAUGCAUGUUUAAUUUGCUGCCAAGGUUUUAUAUGUAAUCAGUACAUGCUUUCCUUUAUAAUUUGCAAUUAUGUUAUAACCUUUUGAAAACAUGCUCCUGAUUAAACCGUACAUUGUUUAAAGUAUGUGGGUGAUUCUGUCAUUUUUGUUGCUAAGAAGAAUAGGUAAUUUAUUGGAACAAUACAGCUAGUUAAACCUCAAUUUGUCAGUCAAUGAUAAAUUCACAAAAUAUUUUCUCUUCAUUUAAUUAGAACUGAGACAAUGUUAUUUGGAUCAAAACCAAGGUUAACACCAGCAGGUACAUCUGUCGAUGUCGGUUGUAAUGCAACUAAUGAAGAGUGUUUCCGGUGGUGCGCUACGGUCACUUCCUGUUUCUUCUCUUCACGAAAGUUAUUUUCUCUCCAAAAAUCACCGUUUUGGAAUUAAUCUCAAUAUUGCAAUUGGUUUAUGAAUAUCUAAUGAACAUAUUUACCAGGUUUGAUGGUCCAUUAUACAUGUAAAGUGCUUUUUCAGACUUUUCAUUGUUGUCCAUUUAUACUCAAAAUGUCGGCCAUUUUGAAUUUCUCCCAGAAUGCCUAGCGUAUUUGUAAACAUCCUGUAUGACUCUGCAGGCCUACAUCCAGUAAGUUAGUCAUGUGUAAACACUUUAUUUACCCUUUCUCAAUUGCAUCUGUCCUUCUGUUUUAUAAAAUUAUCAGAUUACCAUGCCAUUCAGUGGAUCUACCCACCAAUAUGCCCUUGCUUGUGCAGGAUAGGCCUGCCAUCAGUCUAUCUAUGCAGUUCUCCACUUGCAUGAAGAUACACAUGUGGAAAGCGAAAGGCCCAGUUUUCGUAACAGGCUUGUUCUUCUUUAUCUUUGCUCCCUAUUGUUGUCAGACAUUGAACCUAACCCUGGUCCUAGGAAGCUCAAAUUUCCAUGUGUCAUUUGUAGUAAAGCUUGUAAAUGGGUGGGCAAACCUAGUGUUCGCUGCGACACAUGCGACUGCUGGUAUCACCAAGAAUGCAAGGGUAUGCCCGAUGCGGUCUACAAAGCCCUUACCAACUACACAUGGGAAUGCGUCCAGUGUGGGCUGCCAAACUUCUCAACUGGCUUAUUCAACACAACACUCUUUGACACUACAAAUAGUUUCGCCAACAUUAGCGAUACCUCAAACAUUGACAGUGAGAUCAGCUUUAGCUGCCCCAAUGCUACUUCAUCGCCGCAUCGCAGACUCCAUAGCUCCACUUCAGGUAACCAACCAGAGAAACGGUAUGACCUGCCACUCAGAGUGCUGAACAUUAACUGCCAGUCUAUUAAAGGCCCAGGAAAGAAGGCUCAGCUCGAGAAUAUGAUUGCCUCAACAGAAGCCGACAUCAUUAUUGGCACUGAAUCCUGGCUGGACAGCAGCAUUAAUUCCUCUGAAGUCUUCCCACCACACUUGAAGUCAUACAGACGUGACCGCCAAGAUGGAACACAGGGAGGCGGGGUUUUCUUGCUUGUUUCUGACAUUUAUAGAAGUGAUGAGCCAGCAGAGCUGAACCCACCAGGUGAUUGUGAGGUGGUAUGGUGCAAAAUCAAGGUAAAAGGAGUCCAAUACCUGUAUGUUGGUGCUUUCUACAAGCCUCCAUCCAAGACAACCCUUGAAUACCUUGACAUGCUUGACACCUGCCUUUCGCGGAUACCCAGGAGUGCGCACCUAUGGUUGGGCGGUGACUUUAACCUUGGAGAUAUAGACUGGGUCAAUGAGUGUCCACAGCUACAUGCCACACCCAUGAAGCAAUGCCAGCAACUCUUAGACAUCAUGAAAGAUGUUUUCCUUGUUCAGAUAGUUGAUAAACCUACUCGAACAACCGAAUAUACGGAAUCCUGUCUUGACCUCUUCUUCACCAACAACCAGUCUCUCAUCAACCGUUGCGAAGUCCUUCCUGGCAUAGCCGACCAUGACGCAGUGUUCAUAGAUUAGAUAAUAAAAUAGAUAAAUACAGAUUCCCUAAAGAAAGCCCAACAUAGAGUCAAGCCUCCGCCCCAUUAGAGUUCGUAAACCUCCAAGGAAUGUCCUUCAAUACAGAAAAGCUGACUUUGAAAGCUUCAAGGCUGAACUGACGUCAUAUUUACCACAGUUCACUGAAGAGACGGCCAACAGCUCUGCUGACCAUUCUUGGAAGAUCUUUGAGAGUAAGUUGAAGUCGUUAGUCACCAGGUACAUUCCCUCCAAAACCAUCUCGGGUAACAAGAUACACAAACCAUGGAUCACCAAGACAGUAAAGACUCUCCAUCGAAAAAGAAACAAACUACUAUCCAAGUUCAAAUCAACUGGUUCCCUCAAGGAUAGGCGGCGAUACCAUCAGGCCAAAAGAGAAACUCAAAAGAAAGAACGACAAGAAUAUUGGCUAUACUUAGAAGAUCUAAUCAAUGCCAAUGAUCCAGCCUCAGAACAACCAUCAAAACAAAAAAAGUUCUGAAAUUACAUCAAAUCGUUGAGAAGGGACAACUGUGGGGUUUCACCACUGUAAGACAAGGGCAAGUUACAUGCUGAAUCAAUCGACAAAGCCAAUAUCCUAAACAAACAAUACCAAUCUGUUUUCACUAGGGAGGACAAAUCCAGCAUCCCAAAUCCUGAGGGCGAACCAUCCCCCACCAUGCCUGACAUAGAGAUUACAAACAAGGGAGUGCUUACACUACUCAGGAAGCUCAACCCAAAGAAGGCAGCAGGCCCAGACAUGAUAUCUGCGCGCAUCCUUAAGGAGAUGGCUGAACAGUGUUCGUCAUACCUGGUCGUCAUCUACAAAAAGUGCCUCUUUUCUGGCAGCAUACCUGAGGUGUGGAUAACAGCCAACGUGUCAGCCAUAUUUAAGAAAGGGGAGCGCUUCAAAGCCAGCAACUAUCGACCGGUAUCCCUCACCUGCAUAGCCUGCAAGAUGCUGGAGCACAUCAUCGUUACCAACAUAAUGAAUCAUCUGGAUAGUCACAAGAUACUCACCGACAGCCAGCAUUGAUUUAGAAGAAGGCGGAGCUGCGAAACCCAGCUACUAACGCUGACAGAUGAGCUCACCAAGUCCAUGGACCGGCGUAAACAACAUGACCUCGCUGUACUGGACUUCAGCAAAACCUUCGACCGCGUCCCACACAGUCGCUUGCUUGUCAAGCUCCAUCAUUAUGGCAUCAGAAACCAUACCCUGAAGUGGAUUGAGGCAUUUCUCACAGGCCGCACUCAGUGCGUAGUUGUUGAUGGAGCAACGUCCGACCAAGCACCCGUUAUCAGCGGAGUCCCCCAGGGAAGUGUGCUCGGACCCAUACUCUUCCUGGUCUUCAUCAAUGACCUGCCACUUCAUGUCACGUCCAAAGCCAGACUCUUUGCUGACGACUGUGUGGUAUACCGGGAAAUCAACACUGAAGAGGACUGCUACGUUUUACAGGAUGACCUGAAGAAGUUGGCAUUGUGGGAGAAACGCUGGGGCAUGAGUUUCCACCCAGAGAAAUGCAGCAUAAUCAGGGUCCCCAUUAUAUACCCGUAUUCCUUGAAGGGCCACACACUCGAGAUAGACUCGAUAACCAAGUACCUCGGAGUCCAUAUGUCUGGAAACCUCUCCUGGAAUCAACAUGUUGACAAGAUCGUAAAGAAGGGCAACAGUACACUCGGCUUCCUUCGACGCAACCUGCGCAUCAGCAAUGAACAGGUCAAGAGCACAGCCUACAUGUCACUCGUGCGACCAGGCCUUGAAUAUUGCUCCACCGUCUGGAACCCUUAUACCAAGGACCUUACACGCAAGCUCGAGAUGGUCCAGAGGAGAGCUGCAAGAUAUGUGACGAAUCGUUACCACAACACAAGCAGCGUAUCCUCAAUGAUCCAACACUUGGAGUGGGAGACAUUAGAGUCACGACGGACCAAAGCCCAGCUGACCAUGAUGUUCAAGAUCACCAAUAACCUUGUGGACAUACCAGUCAGCGAUUAUCUCACCCCAGCCACGAGCCGCACUAGAAGUGACCACUCCAAGAAGUUCCAUCUACCAUCAACAUCUACAUCGUACUACAAGAAUUCCUUCUUCCCUCGUACAGCCACAAUAUAGAACAGCUUACCUGCCUCCGUUGCAGAGGCCCCUGACUUGGUAUCCUUCAAGCAGGGGCUAUCAGCCUUACAUUCUAAGUCGCCUUAUGGGCCCAGCUACAAGUACCCACUAGUGAUAUCCAAGGCUGUGCCGGCAGCGGCCACCGUAACCGGAGAGGUUUGGGUUGAAGAGGCGAAAUAUAGCUUGCCAUACUUUUUGUCUAUAUAUAGAUAAAUACAGAAUCCCUAAAGAAAGCCCAACACGGCAAAAUUGAAAAUGUUGCAGGCUCGGUUUGAUUGAGCCUGUUCAUGGACGGUACUGGAAUAUCUCUACCUUUGUACUAUCCAACCUCUUCUAACUUUCUAUCAUUUCUUGUAUAUUUCUUUUUCUUGACCUAGCACCACCCGUCGCGUCAUAAUCAAGUGUGAUUGCGCCGACGUACAAUGUAGAUGUAAUGUAGUGUCCAUGGUAUCUUGGUGUUACGCAUGACCAGUUUCUGUCUGGUAAUUAUAUUGAACCUCUAAUGUGGAGUAAAACACAAUGUAAUAAUAAAUUACUGCUCAUGAAAGGCGAAUAUCAGAAAUACCUUACUAAACAACUUCUGGCUAUUAACUGACCCAAUAAUCAUAAAGAUUAUCAUUGAUUUCACGGCCUUAUUUCUGGAUAGAUUAACACAAAGUCAACAGAAAACAUCAAUAAGGUUCGUACAUGAUCUUGGUCAUAGGUCACAUAUUGAUAUUAACAUUUUAGAGUUUUCAUUUGGUUGCCCAAUAUAAAACAUGUAAUGUUCCUAAGAUCAAAAUCGUUCUGACUGGCUUUAAAACUUAUUCCCUUAGGUUCUAUCAAUGCACAUACGACUGUGUAGAGUGCAAAUGGUUGCUCUAUUUUACCCAGAGUAAGAAGUUGUAGUGCAGAAUCAUUUGCAUAUAAUGAUUGUGUCAUUUAUAAAAAAUCUAGGGCUCGAAACGGAAGUUGCAUAAUUUAAAUUGUCAAUCAGAGCCAUUUCAAUAAUAUGUAAGUAUGAUUUUGAUGCUAAUUCUUUAAUGUUCAAUUGUAAAACUGUUUUUACAAGUGUCUUUGUAUGCUUGUCUUCUUAUAGUUUUUACUGUGUAUUAUACUCCAAGCAUUUAUGUCAAUACCAUAAACACUUAAGGAAAAUAUAGAUUUAGCUCUGAUCUUUUGUAUGAUGGAAUUCAUAUGGUUUCAUUACUCAUAUUGUUUUAUCAUGUAUUAGAUAUGUUUUAUUUUUCGAUAAUGAUUUACAAUAGUAUCGGUCUAAUGAGGGUAGCAAAUCGGCUUUUUAAAACCGGUUUGUUAUUUGAUACGUAUGGAUUGACCACCAAGGCCGCACUUCAGAGUGGUAAAGUUUUCGCAUCAAAACCAUCGUUGAUAGAUAUUAAUGUAAAAGAUAUGGAUAUGGAUUUAUAAUAAUCUUGUUUGUUUCUUCUAUAAGAUCUGAAUACUAGUAAUAAAUAGUCUUUAAAAUACA
Messenger RNA from Ruditapes philippinarum (Manila clam), 14468 nucleotides. RefSeq lists its product as uncharacterized. Gene Ontology annotation, molecular function: protein binding. NCBI's taxonomy places the organism in Eukaryota, Metazoa, Mollusca, Bivalvia, Venerida, Veneridae. The transcript has 5 exons. The record is from RefSeq and is a predicted model, not a curated record. Bases 5 to 3493 code for a protein of 1162 amino acids.